AUGUGGCGCGCGCGCGGACCAAGUGGCGCGCGCGCCGCGGACCAAGUGGCGUGCGCGUGCGGACCAAGGGGCGCGGCGCGCCCGCGCACCGGACCAAAGGGCGCGCCCGCGCGAACCAAGGGGCGUGCCCGCGCGAACCAAGGGGCGCACGUGCGCGGACCAAGUGGUGCGCAACGCGGACCAAGGAGCGCGCACGAAGCGCGCGGACCAAGUGGCGCGCGCGGCGCGGACCAAGUGGCGCCCGCGCGGACCAAGUGGCGCGCGCGUGCGGACAAGGGGCGCGCCCGCGCGGACCAAGUGGCGCGUGUGCCCGUGCGAACCAAGUGGCGCGCGCGCGCGGACCAAGCAGACCAAGGGGCGCGCGCGGACCAAGUGGCGCGCGCAGCGCGGACCAAGUGGCGUGCGCGCGCGGACCAAGUGGCGCGCAGCGCGGACCAAGUGGCGCGCGCGCGCGGACCAAGGGGCGCGCGCCUGCGCGGACCAAGGGGCGCGUGCACGGACCAAGGGGCGCGCACGCGCGCGGACAAAGUAGCGCGCGCGCGCGAAUCAAGGGGCGCGUGCGCGGACCAAGGCGCGCGCGCGCGGACCAAGCAGCGCGCCCAGCGCGCGCGGACCAAGUGGAGCAAGCGCUCGCAGACCAAGUGGCGCGUGCGCGGACCAAGUUCCUUCACCCACCUUCCUCCCUCUUCACCCAUCGCCUACCAUUCACCACAAAACCAGAUCAGCACUCACCCCAAACGAGCCCUUACCCCAGAUGCACAUCCUCCCCUUCUCUCCCACUCUCCCCAGACCCUUCGGCGCUUUGAGUUUGGGGUGGAGGUGCGGCUGGCGCCAUCACUGUGUGAGGGCACCAAGCUCGUCAUCAUCUCUCCUCGCUUUAUGGUUCUGGCGGACAAGGUGCGGCAGCCGUUCCACUGGGAUGACGAGAAGCUCGGCACGUACCUGGUGGCUCGGUUGCUGAGCAGCGAGCAGGAGGAGGAUGAUGUGGAUGAUGGCGCAGAGGAGGGGCCGGAGGAGGGGGAGGAGGAGGAUGGGGUCAGCUUUAGUUCUGAUGGAGAGCACAGUGAGGGGGAAGAGGAGGGCGAGAGAGGGGAGGGAGUGGGGGAGAAACACGCAGUGGAUGAGGUGCGAGGGAUGCAGAGGUUGCGGAGGGACUCAGAGGAUUCGGUUGUGUCGUGUGAGUCAAUGGAGGGUAGAGAGCAGGUGCAGGCAGGGGCGAGCAGCAUUAGGUCUGGAGGCUCCGAUGAUAAGAAGAUGGGGUUGCUUAAGGGCCAGGAGGGGACCGGGGCUAGUGUCAGGUUGCAGGACAGUGGUAGUGACGGGCAGCAGCAGCAGCAACCCCACAGCGGCGACAGGGGCAGCAGAAGUAAGCAGGUGGAGAACGAUAGCAGUAGAAAGGGGGAUGGAAGCUCGGGGAAGGGAGAAGGAAGCAGUAGGCGCUUGGGCGGGAGCAGCAAGUCAUCAGAAAAGAGCGUCAGUCGCACAGAGAACGGAGCGGGCAGCGAAGGCGGGCGUACAUCCCAGAAGAAGAGUGCAGGGAAGGGGCGGCGGAGCAAAGGAGGGGAGAUGGACGUGGACUGGGACUGGUCUGGUGCGUUUGAUAUCGACAAGCCGGGUGAAUCAGCAGUGCGCAUCAGGCACAGGCGCAAGAGGGGAAAGUACGCCAUACUCUCCAUCGACGUCUCACUGAACGGCGCCUCUGCUCUCGUCACGUUUGGCAUCUGCGGCUCCAAGCACAAGCCUCCACCCUAUCGCAUUGAGAACCGCUCGGCCUUCAUGAGCAUCAAGUACGGGCAGCUCACCACCCCCACGCGGCAAAGGCUGCCUCCCAACCACUCCACCAACUACGCCUGGGACCAGCCGCGCAUGGCCCAGCUGCUGCAGGUGGAGAUAGAGGGGUUCGGCGUGACACGCGAGUACGAUCUGGACGGCAUCCGCGAGCUGCCCACCAUCAUCCUCUCAGAAGACGACUUCACUGGCAACGCAUCGCUGAGAGACAGGAUGUUUGUGAUGGUGGGGACGCAUGCUCGAGCUGUGGCAGCGCUGUACGUGAACGUGUAUGCAGACGGAGCCACCAGAGUGCUCUCAUUCUCCGACACCAAACACACCUCCAAGGUGUCGGAGGAGGACGAGCGCACCACGCUGCAGGAGAAGCUGCAGGUGACGAGCGAGCGAAUCGCCUUUGCCCGCAAGGUGCUUCAGCGCGCCCGGGCUCUUGCGGGGGACACCCCACUGGAUGCUCUGGAGGCGAAGGCAUCGUACAUGGAGACUCCCGAGUACAGUGCAGCCAUGGCCAGCUUCACACCCAACCACCACCCCUCCGUGCCCUCCAUUGGCAGCAGCACCUCGUCUGCUCGUAGCACCAGGCGAUUCCGUCGCAGCAGUAGCGACACUCCUCUUGCCUCUACAAGAAGCAAUCCCUCUGCUUCUGUCGUAACUGCCACUAGCGCUGGCAGUGUGAAGGAGCGGUUGUUUUCCAGGGCAGAUUCAGAGGGCUCUUCCCCUCGCACGCCUCCGAAGACCUUCCGCGUGUUUACUGGCAGUAGUUCUGUGCAUUCACCUGCUAGUCAUGCCGCUGGUGAUCCAAACCCCGUCACCACACCACCAAGAAGCCCGCCCCUCUUGAGAAGCUCUGCCCUCCCCUCCUCUGCAGCUAUUGCCACUGCCAAAGAGGCUCGGGCUUCAGGCUGUGGUAACGACAGGGCUGUCAGUGACUGCUUUGAUGGCUAUGCUGACCAAGUGAAGUCGCAGCCAGGCAAGGCUGAGCACCAUAGGAGUAUCAGCCACGGGACAGGGGUGCUGCAAGCAGGGAAAGGCGGGCUAUCGGCCAAGUUGAAAGGAGAGCGAAAGGCGGAAAAAGGGAAGGGUGUCGCGGAGGAUGAUUCAGAAGGAGAACCUUCGAAGGUGGUGGAAAGUGGAGAUAAAGGGGAAAGGAGGGGUGAGGAGACCCAUGCAGGCACCAGCUCACAUUCUCAAACAGGGACCAGAGGAUUUGGCCCUUCACGCCCUGAAUUGGCAAAGCCAGGGGCAGGAAGAAAUGCUGAUGCUGGGGAGUAUGCAGGCAGGGCUGCAAGGCUGGAAGGGCAAGGGGCGCUUGACUAUCUGCACCUCCCUGCAAGCGCGGCUGCUGUGCCUGAGUAUCCGAUGAGACUGGUCGAGGUGACUGCGUAUGGCGUGCAGGCAGGAGCGCAGACUGUUAAGAAAGGGAUGGAGGUGGUGGAAGGGGUAGGGGAGGUUGCAGAGGAGACUUUGAAAGGGAAUGGUCCAUAUGUUGGAGCAGUAAAAGUAUUGGAUGCAGAGGUACCGGCAGGGAAGAUUGUGGAGGCGGUGAGGCAUGUUGAAUCCGCAGCAGCAGAGGUGAAAGGGAUGUUGAAAUCAGCAGCGAAGGCAUUGUCCAAGGAGAAAUUAGACGGGGCUGAAGCUGUGGCAGUUGAGGAAGGGGCGCAUCAGGGGGAGGUGGCCAAGAUGGCAGAUACAGCAGCAGCCGCAGAUGCAGCAGCACGUUCCGAUGUCUCAACUGCAGCUGGGAAAUCACCGGGUGUCUCAGGUUCAGCCGCUACAGCUGGAGGGCUAGCUGAUUCUGGUGGGGGGCCAUGGCAAAGAGUUAAGCAGCGAUUGGCGUUCAUGAGUCAGGGCAAGGAGAAGAGAAAAGCACAGCCGCCGGAGCUGAAACAAGAAGUGAGCAAUGGUGAGGACAUGAAAGGUGGAUAUGAUGGAAGAGAGGACAGGUCAGAGAGGCUUGUUCAAGGGACCAGUGGCGAGGAGAUUCACAGGGUUCUCGAUACAAAUGAGGCUUUUGAGAAGGCUAGGGUCCUUUCACGCGUGAGGGAAGGAUCAGAGGAGGGAAGUGAGGGAGAGGAGGAAGAAGGGGAGCUGUGCAGCCGCAGGGAUGCAGAAAACGAGCAGGGUGUAGGCAUGGGUGCUGGGGCGACUGGUAGUGAUGCUGGGAGAAGCAGCGGUGACAGGGCAAGGGGAGCAGAAAAGGAGAGUUCAGGUGUGGUAGACGUUGAGGGAGGGGGAGAGACAGGUGCAACCCCGAGGGAGGACAGGCAGGGGCCAGGCGCAGCAGAGGAGCAGGGCCAAGGGGAGGCAGCAGAGAGCAGGAAAGGAGAGACAGAGGGAGAUGGAGGAGGAGGAGGAGGAGAAGUAGGAGGAGGAAGUGAGAGGGUGGAUGUGCCUGUGUCUGCAUCGCUCCUUGGUUCCUCUCUGGCUGCUGCUCGCUUUGUCCUGGGGCUGAAGAGAGGCAAGGCCAGACGUGCAGCUGCUGUUAGUGAAGGGGAGCGUGGUUCUGAGAUAGCAUGUGUUGAUGCUGAGGCACAGUCCCAUCCUGCUGCUGAUUCUACCUCUGGUGCUGGUAGUGCGGUUGCUGGUAGUGUGGCUGCAGGAAGCGGCGCUUCUGCUGCUGUUGCAAAGAGUAAAGACGCGGAUGCUAGCUCAUCUGGUUCUCUGGCUCCCCCUAAUUCCGACAACGGGCAUACACGGAAAUAUGCUGGUGGGGUUGAGGCGGAUGCUGAUGUCACCGAUACUCAUGUUGAUGCCCAUCCCAGUGCAGCUGCCGCUGCGCCCUCUGGGUUAACUGCUGGUGCUGCCACAGGUAACAGCAGACAAACACAAAGCGGGCUCAAGUCAAGCAGCAGCAUCAAAGUGUCAUUCAAAUCAGCUGCUGCACGAAUCAUGAAGUCUGCUGCUGCCAAGCCCAACAGACCCAAAUUCUCUGAGGUGGUUUCUGGUGUCAUGGCCGGUUCUGGUUUCACGGCCGAUGCUGUUGCUGCCCUUGUUCCUACACCCGGUACUGCUGUUGCUGAUGAUCCUUUGCUGCCAGAAACAACAGUGGCAGCAAAGCUUAACUCCCAGCCGUUUCCUGAGCCGGGCGUAAGGCCUACCCGCGGUCGUGUGUCCUGGAAAGGUGUUGUGGACAAGGUUAGUGUUGGCACCACUGCUGCCGUGGUCAACACGGGGAAGAGAGUGACAGGAGCAGCAUCAGCUCUUCACUCCGCCGCAACUGCUUUCCUUGACGGCACUUCAGAGAAAGUUCAGGAGAAGUUUCACGAGGCCCAGGAGGCGUUUGAGGAAGCAGAGGAGAGGGCGGGGGAGUGGGGGGCGGAUGAGGGGUUUAAAGUGCAAGUGGGGGCGAUGAGGACAGUGCGCUCUAUGGAAUCAUUCUUUGGGAGACAGGCAGAUAAGCUGGUGACAGCUUCCCGCGUUCCUGACAUGGUCAAAUAUGCAACAACUGCAGAGCUCCGGGCACGCUGGCCCCAUGACAGCUUCAGGUUACCGACGUCUAGAAGCGAGGGAGGCGAGAGUGUCGGGGACGGGGUAGAUAGUGAGUUGAUGCCUGUGCCCAUGUUUGAUGAGCUUCAAAACAUGGCAGGAGCGGCAGCUGCCGCGGAGAGGGAAUUUAUCGGGAAAAAUAGACCUUCUGGAUUGGUGAAGAGUGCGAGUGUUGCGGCAGGGCAGAUGGCAGCAGUAGCGAGGUUAGGUCAGGAUGUGGUCGUGAAGGCUGGGUCUGUUGUGAAGGGAGCUGUUGGGAGCGCCCUUGCUGCCGGCUCGGAGACGGCUGUAGCAGAGGGUAAGGCCUUGAGGGCCGGGGCGGCUGUAGCGCUGAAUGUUAUGGGCGGGAGGCUGGGGGAUAUCAAGGAACACGCAGAGCAGGACUUGCAAGUGAGCCUCGCGGACUGGCGGAGACGAAUGCAGGAGGCGGGGCUUGGGGCGGAGGAGGAGGAAGACAUCAGUGAGUUGCGGCAGGAGCGGAUCCAUCUAGGCAACGAGGAGUACGACGCGGGGGCGAUCGUGGGAGGCGACGUGACGAUUCACGUGAUCAAGGCGAUGGAUCUGGGGCUCCGGCCGGAGAAGACGCAUCCGUACGCGGUGGUGCAGGUGGAGGGGCGGCGGCUGCGGUCGUCGGUGUGCAAGGGCACGGUGUGUCCGCAGUGGGACGAGCUGCUGGUGUUCAAAGGCGUGUCUACUGCGUCCAGCAUGGCUGUUUCCAUCUUCAGCAGCGAAACCAUUGGCUCACACAAGUUCCUCGGGCAGGUGAGCUGUGGUGUGGAGCUGCUUCCCUUGCUCGCCCUUGUUCUACUUACAACACCCGUGGAGCUGUUUGCGGUGGUGCUGCCGCUGGUGGACGGCAGGGCGCUGAACCGCGAACCUGGGUGGCACAAACUGAGUCGGCGCACGGCGCACGAGACGGUGACAGGCAGGGUCUUCCUGUCCACAUCGUGGGAUGCAACAGAGCUCGAGCUCAUGGCGCUGCAGGUGGCUGCGAGCCAAGGAGGCGGAGCUGGACGCACUGGAGGAGCGGAAAGCACACCUCCUUCCGUCAUUCAUUCCCUUCUUCCCCUUCUUCCGUUCGCCUAUUCCUGUGCCCAUUCACCCCUGCAGCUGCGUGCCAAGGAAGCGGAGCUGGAUGCGUUGGAGGAGCGGCUGGCGCAGGAGAGGGAGGCGCGGCCGCGUGAGGCCGUCAUGGCAGCAGAGGCCCUCGCCAACCCGCACGCGCUGCUUCCCCACACGCCCUCCGCAGCCCUGCGCACGCCCACAGGCGGGGGGCCCAUGCUGCGCCGCAUGUUCACUCUGCGUGGCCAUGGCCCCGGGAUGGGUGUGGGCGCCUCCUCUGUGUCGCCUGGUGCAGUGCAACAGCAUGCUGCCAAGGGGCAGCUCAAGGUGAAGGUGGUGGAGGCGAGGCACCUGGCAGUGCCGGCGGAGUGGCUGCGCUCGGUGCACCGAAUGCACGCCUUCGCCGCACUCUCUGUGGUGUCCCCCGCGGGCACGAGCACGCUGCCUGUGAAGACGCGCAUCAUCAAGGGCAGCUUCUUCCCCAAGUGGAACGAGACUUUCAACAUCAACGAUGUCGCUCUCACCUCCUCGCUGCGUGUGCAGGUGUUUGACAAGCCAAAGCUGGGCAGCCCGAACCUCCUGGGCGAAGCUACAGUAGAUGUCACCACCUUCAAGGAUGGGCUGCCACAGUACAUGCUGCUGACUCUCAAGCGAAGUGCAGGGAGAGAAGGGGUGCGUAAACUGCCUGCUCUGCUCCUUCUUCCUUAUCUUUCACCUGCGUCUCCUGUCAACCUAUUGUUCCCCAUUCAUCCCCUCCGGCCCUCGCCCUUAACUCCCUAUUCUUUCUUCUCUUCCCUUCCUCAAUCUCUGACCAUCUUUACUAAAGCUUGCACCUUGUUUCGACUGCAUGCCGCCCAUUCUUUCUGUCAAUUGCAGGAGCAGGAGGCUGUGGGCGGCAGCAUUCGCCUUCGGGUGCACUGGAUGGUGGACCAUGGGAAGAAGGCAGAGGAGAAGACUGGAGUCAACUUUAUGUUGAACCUGCAUGGGAUGACCGUGUCUGUAGUGGACCGCCUGCCUCGUGAGAUCAUGCUGGUGCUGCUGGAAGACAUCUGCUGCUCCUGGGAGGAGUCGGUGAAGGAGGUGGCGGGCAAGGCGGAGGUGGGAAAACUGCAGGUGGAAAAUCAGCUGCUCAUUCCCACCACCCCUUGCCAUGCUCCCUUCCCAAUUCCCAUCUGCCCCACUUCCCCCCUUCCUUCCUGGCACACGAUUGAUGGGGAGCAGGUGAAGGAGGUGGCGGGCAAGAUGGAGGUGGGCAAGCUGCAGGUGAAGGAGGUGGCGGGCAAGGUGGAGGUGGGCAAACUGCAAGUGGACAACCAGCUGCUCACUGCUCGCAACCCUGUCGUGCUCUCUCGCACCCAGGCCUUCCCAGCAGAGGCGCUCUUCCUAGAGCAGGGCAAGGAGCUGGCGAACCAGGCAUCGCUAGCCGGCAUGCUGAGCACGGAUCCCAAGGAGAAGGAGAAGGCGUUUGUGUCAGUGGAGUUCACACGCCUGCUGCAGCACCCCUCCAUCGUCUACUACCGCCGCUUCCUCUUCCAGCUCCAGGAGUUCGACCUGGUUCUGGAGGAGGAUUUCGUGGAUACUGCAGUGGCGUACCUGCAGCAGCUGCCCAUGGAGGACCUGUGGCAGGAUAAGGAUAAGCGGGGCGGGGAGGAGGAGGAGGAGAAGAAGGGCGACGAGGAUUUAGUCGAGGAUAUGGCCGGGGCUCCCAUCACCAGGACUUACCUGACGCGUGACACCACCGUGGUGUCCCCGAUGUCCCGCCGGCACUUAGUUAAGUCUGAGCCGUUGGAGCCGUUAGUGAACAGCAGCAGCUGGGUGGCGGGCAACCAGGGCCUGCGGUGGUACUUUGAGCGCUUCCAGGUGCAGUCGAUGCGCAUCAACGUCACGCUCGUCAUGAACCCCAUCAAGAGCGACGCACCGCCGCCCUCUGGCAGCAGCUCCGAGUGGCACCUCCGCACCACCGCCUCCUCUGCUGGGUUCCCGCUCAUCUCGCUCACCCGAGCCCCGCUGAGGCUCAACAGUCUUGUGCUCGACAAUGCGUUUCAGAACCAGAGCACGCUGCAGACGUACGUGCUGCGCCACUACGGCGUGCAGCUGCUGCAGGGCCUCCACAAGAUCCUCGGCUCCGUCGAGCUGCUCGGCGCCCCGCUAUCCCUGGUGGACAAUCUCGCCACGGGAGUUAUGGACUUUUUUGUUGAGCCCGCCUCUGCGACCACGCCGGAGGAGUUUUUGAGCGGGGCGGUGAAGGGCACGGUGAGUCUGAUGAAGCACUCGUCGUACGGCGUGCUGCACUCCAUCAGCUCCCUUGCUGGCGGCAUCGGCUCUGGCUUCGCCAAGCUCACCUUUGACGACUCCUACAUACAGAGGUUCAGCCAGCGACCGGAGGGAACAUCACAGCAGGUGCUGCGAGGAGCGCAGGACGUGGGGCUGGGCUUCGUGGGGGCGGUCACAGGGCUCGUGCUGCAGCCGCUGGAGGGCGCACGCAGGGAGGGGGCCGUGGGCGCAGUGAAGGGCGUGGGCAAAGGGGUGGUUGGGCUGGUCACCAAGCCGCUGUCGGGGCUGCUGGGGUUUGCGUCGACGCUGACUGAGAGCGCCGGCACAGGGAUCCGGGCGAUUGGGGGGGAUGUGUCAAGGCGGACUGUCCCGCGCAUCCGACUUCCGAGCACGUUUGGGCGAAACGAUGCGAUUGCGCUGGAGCCAGAGGACAGUGUGGAGCUGAAAUUGCUCGAGCCAGAGGACAGUGUGGAGCUGAAGUUGGUCUUGGCCAUCCUGGACUUUGGGCGGUACCGUGACGAGCACCUGUUGGACCAUCUGCAGACGUCGGGGCGCAAGGCAGUGCUUUUCACCGUUGCGCGCCUCAUCUUCUACGACUGCCAGCGCAACGUCUUCUACUGGCAGAUCCCCCUCAAAGACAUAACCUCAGUGAUGGGAAUGGAGGGGCGGCUGGAGAGCAUAAUCCUGUACGAUGCGGAUGUGGUGAUCGCCAGCAAGAAGCUUCCUCUGCGCGUGCCCGCACGCAAGGUCAUCAAAACCACCACCCGCGAGCUCCACAUGGCACUCUUAGUUAAGCUCAACAGACACUUAGCCCGCAUUCGCACAGAACUCCCUUCCUCCUCCUCUCCAUCGACUCCCCGCCACGCAUCCCGUGAGCCUGUUGCUGCUGGCGCUGCUGAUUCUGGGUCCCUCUCACCCUCUCGCGGCCCCUCUGCUAGCUCCUCUCCUGCUCCCUCUCCCUCCACCUCCCUCCCUUCCCCACUCCGCCUUGCUCAAUCCCCUGGGAACGUGUCUGAGCUGAGUGCUGGUGGUGGCAAGGCAGCAGGGAGGCCUGGAAAAGCAGCUGAUGCUGGCGUUGACAAUGGGGCGAGCAGUGGUGGUGGUGAGACCUCCGGUGGUAGAGCAGGGAGAGCCCAUAACAGGAAGCAGUCAUCUCUGUCAAAGGCGUUGACAUUGCAGAGGGAGAAGCAGGAAGAGGAUGAGAAGGCAGAGAAGGAGGAGGAAGGGGCUUCUGAGGCGGCUUAUGUGUUGAGUGUGUCGGGUGGAGCCACUGCUGCAACGGCAGCAACACGUUGGAAAAAGCAAGCCAAUACGAGAGAUGGUGCUGGGGGAGCAGCUGACAAAGGCAAGUCUCCUGCCGAACUGACUCACAGCCGCUCAGCUCCAGCCAGAGCCAGGAAAAGCAGCUUUCGCAGGGGCAAAGGAGGAGGUGGAGGAAGAGGUUACGAUAUGGGCAAGCACGCUGUUAUACAUGAAGAUGUGGAUGUGGAUGCAGCACAUGUGGACCAGGACGACAGUGACGAGGAUGAUUAUAGCGAGGAUGCAAAUGGUGUGGUGGCAAGGGUGGCUCAAUUGGAUAGGGAGGAACGGCAGGAGGUGCGGCGGAAUCUGGAUGCGAUACUGACGACUUGCCAAGUGGCGAUUGCAAGUGCUGGUGGCCGAUCAGACCCUGCUUCAGCUUUGGUUUCUGUGAAAUUUCUCGCACUUGCGGCGUAUUCUCGUGUACAGUCGCAUAGGGCCCACCAGGCCACGUUAGGAGCAAGAGCGUUGCAAGGGGUGCAGAGGGGUGAUUCGCAAUGGGAGGAAGAUGUGUCGGCAUUGCUUCGCACAAUGGUGGCUUUGUCUGAGGGUGGUGAGACUGGUUCGUUGAGAGACCAGUCUCAGAUCUUGGGAACGCUGGAGGCAAUCUGCCACCAAGCCAUUGGCCGG
This is a messenger RNA of Closterium sp. NIES-65, 10536 nucleotides long. Lineage: Eukaryota; Viridiplantae; Streptophyta; Zygnematophyceae; Desmidiales; Closteriaceae. The record is from the annotation of a GenBank genome assembly.